Messenger RNA from Baudoinia panamericana UAMH 10762, 1122 nucleotides. RefSeq lists its product as uncharacterized. The record is from RefSeq and is a predicted model, not a curated record. The transcript is spliced from 5 exons. The coding region runs from base 1 to 1122 and encodes 373 amino acids. Lineage: Eukaryota; Fungi; Ascomycota; Dothideomycetes; Mycosphaerellales; Teratosphaeriaceae.
AUGGCGUCAAGCGGAGCGCAAUACUUCCCUCCUCCUCCAGCUGCUCAAGAACAACCGCGCUUCGAUCCACCACCAAGUAGCAAUCAUCAAGACAACUACUUCCCUCCACCCAGCGCCCCCCAGUAUGCCUCCGAUCAGCGUGCAUCCUUCGCACCACCACCCCAGUUCGCACCCCCACCAGCCAUGCCACCUCCAUUAGCAGACGGCAACGUCGGCAACGCCCAACGAGACUCAACUCCGUCGCAAGACGAAAGAACCCUGCCCUACUACCCCGGCCCACCCAGCAACUCCUACCCGCCCGAGAAGCGACGAGAACCCGAACAACCCCCACACCCCAUGUCACCGGGUUUGCCCAUGUCCCCCACCCGCCCCUUCAACACCAGCCGCCAAUCGAGCAUGCCCGGCGGCGCACCGCCCCAAACCCACUUCACCGGCGCCAGCGCCACAAUCGACGACGUGGGCACCUUCAACGGCGGCUCCUACCGCAUCAGUCACCGCGACACGAACACCAUCGUCACCAUCCAACUCGCCAUCGGCUGCCCGCUAACCGUCAAACCGGGCCUCAUGAUCGCCAUGUCCCCCACCAUGACGCUCCGCGGCAACUUCAAAUUCAGCAUGAAGAAGUUGCUUGUGGCGGGGGAGAUGGCGCAUAGCACCUACACGGGUCCGGGCGAGUUGUUGCUCGGGCCGCACGCGUUGGGGGAUGUUACGAAUAUUCGCUUGACUGGGGAGGAGACGUGGUCGGUGGGGCGGGAUGCGUUUAUGGCGUGCACGCAGGGCGUCACGAAGGAUUAUAAGGCGCAGAGUUUGAGUAAGGCGAUGUUUUCGGGUGAGGGGCUGUUUGUGUAUAAGAUUGGCGGGGUGGGGAUUGUGUGGGUGCAGAGUAUGGGGGCGAUAAUACGGAAGGAUCUCCGCGAAGGCGAAAAGUACAUCAUCGACAACGGCCACCUUGUCGCGUGGAAUUGCAACUAUGUCCUCGAGAGGAUUGCGAGCGGUGGUCUCGUCAGUACGCUCAGCGCCGGUGAAGGGCUGGUGUGCAAGUUCACAGGACCGGGCACUGUCUUCCUGCAAACGCGCAAUCCGAUGGCGUUCGCGCAGUACAUGGCUGCGCACCAAGUGUAA